Messenger RNA from Entamoeba nuttalli P19, 2190 nucleotides. RefSeq lists its product as hypothetical. The record is from RefSeq and is a predicted model, not a curated record. Gene Ontology annotation, cellular component: eukaryotic translation initiation factor 4F complex. The transcript has a single exon. Gene Ontology annotation, molecular function: translation initiation factor activity; mRNA binding. NCBI's taxonomy places the organism in Eukaryota, Evosea, Mastigamoebida, Endamoebidae. Bases 1 to 2190 code for a protein of 729 amino acids.
AUGAGUUCAGUUAAUCUCAUUUUAAAUGCACCAAAAUUUGUUAGAAAACCUAAAAAAGCAGAAGAGUCUACAACCACAACACACGAAAUAAACAACGAACCAAAAACACAAUUAAAGAUGGACGCUAAAGUAUUUGUUCCAAAGAAUAGAAAAACUGUAAUAUCUACUAAAACAGAAGUUCCUUUUACUCGAACAACUAAAGUAGAAAAUCAAACUAUUGAUAUUCCUAAACCCCAAAAGAAAAUAAAUGAUGACACAAUAGAAGAUGUUGAUGAAAAAAUUCUUAGUACUGAAAAAACUCCAGCAAGAUCAUCUUCUGCAUUUGUUCCAGAAGGAAUAUUAACAAAUAGUCCAAUACCUAAACGUUUACCAACAAAACAAGAAGAGAAAUAUGUUCCACCAUCACCAAAAGUGAAAUACAUUUGUUAUACAUUACAAGAAAUAGAAAAUUUAAGAAGUAAAGCCAUUCAUUUAACUGAAAGUGAUGUUUCAAGAUUUAAUAAAAUGGCUAGUGAAAAUAAAAAGAAGAAACCUAUUGUACCAAAGAAUUUGUUUACUACACAAUUAAAUAAUGAUGAAUUAGUUCAAUCAAAGAUUCUUGCUAUUCUUAAUAAACUUAGUGAAGAACGUAUUGUUCCUUCUGUAUUAGCAGUUGAAAGUCUUUUAAAAACAAGUAAUGAAUUAUCAAUUUUCCUUGAUAUGUUAUUUAAAAAGUCUAUUAAUGAACCAAAGUUUGCAUCAUUAUAUGUUGAAUUCUUUAUUCAAGUUAAACGUAAUCCAAAAAUUUAUGAUAAAUUUGUUCAAGGAGAGAAUAUUUUAAUGAAAACAUUACUCGAAAAAAGUUAUCAAUUAUUCCAUGCUAUUCCUCAACCAAAACCUCGUAAAGAAGGUAUUACUCCAGAAGAAGAAAUUCAAUUAAAGAAUACAGAAGAAAUUGAAAAAAUAGAAUAUUUUGGUACUGUUCGUUUAAUUGGUAAAUUAUAUAUUCAAGGUGCUGUUGUUUUUAAGUUACCAAUAUUAUGUUGUAAUGAAUUACUUCAAGUUGGAAAUGACUUAACAAUUGAAGCAUUAACUAUUUUAAUUAAAGAUGUUUGGAAGAAUUUAAAGGAUGAAAACGAAGAAGAACUUCAAAAGAUUUUAGACCAAAUGAGAUUAACAGAAAAUAAUCACAAUUUAGCUAAAAGAACUCAUAUCAUUGUUCAAUUAUGUCUUGAUGAUAUUGAAGCUAAUUGGGUAUCUUCAUUUGUUGAAAGAUCUGUCUCAACACCUGUUAAAGGAAAUAUUUAUUGUAAAUAUGCUCCUAAAAAAACAAAUCCAGUUAAACCCACUCCUACUCGAGGUGCUCAUCGUAUUGAAAGAGAAAAAAAAGAAUAUGACUCAUCUACACCAACACAAAUGAGAACACCAAUUCCACAAACACCAACAUAUACAGCUGGUGUAUUUGGAGAACAAAUUAUAUCUAAAUUUAUUAAAAAUGAAAUACAAAUUGAAGAGAUAAUGAAAGAAAUUGAAAAUAGUAAUGCAUAUGGUGAAUGUGUUAAAAAAUUAGUGUCAAUGUAUGAAACUUGUAAUGAAAAACAAUUAAUUAAAAUUAAAGAACUUAUUACUCAAAUAUGUUGUGCAGAUUGUGAAGCAUUAUUAAAGGAUGCAUUAAUUAAUAUUAAAGAAGAUAAUGAAGGACUUGAAGGAGGAGCAUCAGAUGUAAUGGCAUCAUUAUUUAGUCAAAUGCUUAUUAAUAACAAAUAUCAAUGGGAAGAACUUGGAGGAUAUUUAGAUGAAAAAUUUGAAGAUGUGAUUAUGAAGAAAGCAGGAGUUAAAUCUACAUUAUAUGUAUUAUCUCAAAUUGUCCUUGAAAUGAUUCGUAAAAAAGGAGUUAAUGAAAUUAGCUCAAUUCUUAAAGAUAAAGAAGAAUUAUUUGAAGAGGUUAUGUGUUGUGGAUCAUUUGGAGCAUCAUUAUUUAGUGCAUGGAUGAAAACAAGUAGUGGAAGUAAUUUAUCUAUUAGAGAAGAAAAUGAAGAAAGAAUUAUUCCAGAAUUAAAAGAAGUAAUUCCAUUAUUAAAAAACCUUGGAGAAGGACAACAAGGAGAGUUUAAGAAAAUGAUUGAAAAAUUAUGGAUUGAUCCAAAUGAAAUGACACUAAAGAAAUUAGAAGAAAUCAAAAUAUUAUUAACUGAAAAUAAUUUACUUUAA